AUGUCCAUGGAUUAUCCCUACGAUGACUUGCUGGAUCUCUACUUCUCCAACACACCUGCCACAGCUGGAAGCACAACCGCUGCUGCCACCAUUUCCUCGUGUGAGGAACAUGGCAAUAGCUCGAAUGAUUGGUCUCUUGACAUGGAUUGGGACUGUGACUACCGUGACCUUAUUGAAUCCAUGAUGGAUGAUGAAGGGGCCAUGAUGGAAUCUCCUCCAAUGCUGUCUUGUCACAAUGCCCAGGAAGGAGCUUGUAACUCCGCGUCCACGGGUUUGUCCACGGCUUAUGGGGUUGAUGUAGAGGAGGAGCCUAAACUUGAUGAAUCGAAGGGCUUGAGGCUGGUUCACUUACUGGUGGCCGCUGCAGAGGCAUCAACUGAUGUGAAAACUCGGGAGCUAACUCGGGUUAUACUUGCAAGGCUAAAGCGCUUGGUUUCUCCCAGUGACCGAACCAACAUGGAGAGGCUAGCUGCUCACUUCGCCAACGGCCUAUCAAAGUUGCUCGAACGAGCUAACCAGCAGCGUCAGGCCGGUCCUCACCAACAACGUGACGCUUAUGAUCAGUCGGAUGUUAUCUCGGCGUUCCAACUGCUGCAGAACAUGUCUCCCUACGUCAACUUCGGUUACCUCACUGCCACACAAGCCAUUAUAGAAGCUGUGAAGUAUGAUCGGCGAGUCCAUAUUGUGGACUAUGAUAUCACAGAAGGUGCCCAGUGGGCCUCACUGAUGCAGGCCUUCGUGUCUAAAAAUACAGGCCCGUCCGCGCAACAUCUUAGGAUCACGGCUCUGUCACGAGCCACCAACGGUAAGAAAUCCAUUGCUGCUGUCCAAGAGGCUGGGCGGCGACUAACUGCAUUCGCCGAGUCUAUCGGGCAGCCAUUUUCAUACCACCACUGCAAACUCGAGACCGACACAUUCAAUGCUUCGUCUCUGAAGCUCGUUAGAGGAGAAGCAGUGGUGAUCAAUUGUAUGUUGCAUCUGCCUCGAUUUAGCCACCAAGCACCCAAUUCCCUCAUUUCUUUUCUAUCGGAAGUUAAAACCCUAAACCCUAAACUCAUAACACUCGUCCACGAGGAAGUUGGUCUGAUGGGGAACCAAGGUUUCCUGCACCGGUUUAUGGACUUGCUACAUCAGUUCUCAGCCAUGUUCGACUCUCUAGAGGCAGGCCUCUCAAUCGCUACCCCGGCCCGCGGCUUUGUUGAGCGUGUUUUUAUUGGUCCAUGGGUUUAUGGUUGGUUGACUCGUAUUACUGAUGAUUCAGAAGUCGAGAGUUUUGCUUCGUGGCCACAGUGGUUAGAGGCUAAUGGGUUCAAAGCUGUGGACGUGAGCUUCGCCAACCGUUGCCAAGCAAAGCUACUUUUGAGCUUGUUUAACGAUGGCUAUAGAGUGGAAGAAUUGGGCCAAAAUGGGCUCGUUUUGGGAUGGAAAUCUCGGCGUCUUGUGUCGGCCUCUUUUUGGGCCUCGCCCGAGUCGAAUUAG
This is a messenger RNA of Arabis nemorensis, 1479 nucleotides long. NCBI's taxonomy places the organism in Eukaryota, Viridiplantae, Streptophyta, Magnoliopsida, Brassicales, Brassicaceae. The record is from the annotation of a GenBank genome assembly.